Messenger RNA from Gallus gallus (chicken), 1349 nucleotides. It is a transcript of the gene CYB5B, whose product is annotated as cytochrome b5 type B. The transcript is spliced from 5 exons. Lineage: Eukaryota; Metazoa; Chordata; Aves; Galliformes; Phasianidae. Gene Ontology annotation, molecular function: heme binding. The coding region runs from base 29 to 463 and encodes 144 amino acids. The record is from RefSeq and is marked provisional. Gene Ontology annotation, cellular component: mitochondrial outer membrane; intracellular membrane-bounded organelle.
GCGUUCCGCGAAGCUACCGGCGGGCAGCAUGGAGAGCGGGCAGCGGACGGAGGCCGGGGGCUGCGCGGAGGAGCCGGCCGGGCCCGUGUUCACGCUGGAGGAGGUGGGGAAGCGGAACUCCAACCGCGAGGCCUGGCUGGUUAUCCACGGGCGCGUCUACGAUGUCACCCGCUUCCUGGAGGAGCAUCCAGGUGGAGAAGAGGUUUUGCUUGAACAAGCUGGAAGAGAUGCCACAGAGAGCUUUGAAGAUGUUGGUCAUUCCACAGAUGCCAGGGAGAUGCUCAAGCAGUACUACAUAGGGGAGAUCCAUCCGGAUGACCGUAAAAAGGGAGGUUCCAAGGAUCAAAACAGGACAUCCUCAGGACAAGCAAGCUUCUGGACAACAUGGCUAAUCCCCAUCUUUGGAGCACUAGUCAUAGGUUUAAUGUAUCGCUAUUACAUACUGGAUGGGAGAUCAUCUUGAACUGACCUUGAUAAGAUCUCAGAAAGCCUGGAGAAGCAAGUGUGAGAGAGAGUGCACGCACGCAACACAUGGAAUUCUGGUUCCCUUCACCUUUGAUGCCUUGCUUUUAGCUUUGUCAAGAGAUGUUCAUAUUCAUGGGACCAAGGUCAUAUCAAAUUGUCUUAACUCUGCCACCCAGGGAUCUGUCAUACUUCAGUUUUGCUGUGGCAGAGCAAGUGAAGCAUCCUGUUAUUGUUACAUCUGUGUGUGGUCUCCCUGGUGUGUGUGUGCUUGUGCUCUCUCUUGCUCUCUCAAGUAUAAUACAGAUAACCUAUUCCUUUCAAUGCCUUUUUGUUAAGCCAGACAACAUGAAACAGCUGCUAGUGAGCCUGUGGAUUUGCCUCAGUACUUCACAUAGCAUUGUCAGAAAUAAAUUGUGAGUUGUCUACAAUUCUGUCCAGAAAAGAUUUUGAGAGAUUCAAUUUCACAGUAACUUUCUCAGUGCAUGCAGGCAACACUAAUUAGAGCAGCAGGAAGUUGUUAGCUUUGCUACCUCUUUCUGUAAGUGUCUGUUUUUAACGGUUCAUCAAAUAUAAUUAUUUUAAAAGUGAUUCUGUUGAUUUUGUAGUAUUUCUACUUGUCCUUUUAACAUGUAUAUUCUGUGAAACAAUGUAUGCCUUGGAUCCUUGUUUGUUCGGGUGCUUUUGUGCUGUGUGGCAAUGCCAGAACUGGGAACUGACAUGUGACUUCUUGAGAUGGAGUUUUUUCUUCCUCCCUGGGAUUUUGAUCCAACACAUGUAUUGGAAACAAAACUCAUUCUUACUGCCUGUGAAUCUGCACCAGAUGGGGGGGGAACCCACAGAUAAUCCUGCCUCUCCUUCCUAAAUAAAAAGAGAAAAGAAAUCCA